GUGAGUACACUAUAGAGGAAACUUAAGAGGAACAAGAAACCGACAACCGUUUCAACUUUCUAAAGCUGUCCUAGAUUGAUUGGGAUUAAUCACUUUAAAUCUCAAGCUAAUCUUUCUGGUUAAAACCCUCAAACCCAAAACUUGAAACAUAAUCCAACGAACCUUUUUCUCUCUCCUCCCCAAACUCACUGCUCUUCAGUCUUCACCAUGACUCACUAGUCACUACCUCCUCUUUUCUUCUUCAUUGAUUUAUUAUUCUUGCAAAAAAUCCACAAAAAUAAGCGCCCAAAGGGGUAAAGUUUCAGUCUUCAAUAAUUCUUGUUCAUCCCUUUUUGUGGGAUUUAAUAAUUUAAUUUCAGAGAGAAAGAUUUACGGAGUAAUUGAAUUGGGUUUUCUUAAUUUUUGGGAUUUUGAGAUCAAAUAACGACGAGCGGUCAAUAAAAAGCAUUGAAAAAUGUCAGGAAUUGCUGUUGUAUUAGAUCUAAUAAGGAAAAAUCCCAACUUUUAUUCAACACAUACUUUGCAUUCGGUUGGGACUUUUUCAGCUAGAGUUGCAGUCUCAGGCGCUGCCGCUUCUGUUUUUGCUUCUUACCCUUUUGGGUUUAGGGCUUUCCUUGGAAGUGAUGACAGAGUUGCUUAUUGUGAUGCUGGUCCAACAUGGGAUGAGGAUCACAUCACUGAGGGUCAUGAGGAACACAUAUACAACAUUCCCAAAUAUGAUUUUGAGCCUGAAUCCUUUAGCUACGCUGGAAAAGUAUAUAAUACUGAGCUAAAAUCACUUUUCUCAGCCUUUCACCCAAAGACAUUUGCGAUCACAGCCUUGAGAUCAUUUUCGAUGUAUUAUUUACCACUUUUGGAGCCUCGAGCGGCAUUGGAGGACGAUGAUGAAGAUUUCCUUGCUGAUAAUUCAGAAGACAGACCUUUAGACUUGAUUACUCCCUUCCACAAGGCAGUAAGGCAAACUUUGUCCGAGAGUACUGUCAUUACUACUAGAAGGAUAUUGGAAAGACUAGCCGUCUCUUCUUUCUCCCAACGAAUGGCAUGGAAGCUUAUCAAAGAUGCUUCUAAAUCUGCCACGCGUAAGGCACAGCGAGGGCUACCGACAACUACUUACAUAUGCGCUGUUACAACAACAACUGUGAGAGCUCAUUGUCUAGGAGUGGCAGCAUCGUGGAUUUUUCAAGUUGGAUUAAACAUCUGUAAAACCCUGUUACGUCUAUUUUGGUACUCUAAGGACGAUAUAGAAGAAGUGAAUAAAACAGAGGAACUUCAACUUCUUGGUAGGAAGAUAUAUGCUGUCACUCUAAAAUGCACUUCGUCAUUAAUCUUUGCUGCUAUUGGGGCAGGCCUUGGUGCAUCAUUGGCACGUGACAUUCGUCCUUCUCUUGGUCAAUGGCUUGGUUGUGCUGCAGGAGAUAUGGCCGGUCCAGUAAUUGUAGCACUGUGUUUCGACAAGCUUCUUCUUCCGGAGGCGUAGAUUUCUAUGGAUAUUGCUUAUCUAGACAAGACAGACUUAUUUACUUGCCUCAGUAGCAGAUUCAGGUGAUUUAUACUAGCAUUGUUUAUGUUUGCAACAAAACCAACGAGUAAUCAGCCUCAAGGUUAGUUGGACUGAGGCUCAAGAAACAUACAUUUUAUAACAAAACUUUUAACUCUGUUGAUUUAAGCUAUAUUUUUGGAGUAUCCUGAAUAAAAACUUCCUUUUAUAGA
This is a messenger RNA of Spinacia oleracea (spinach), 1710 nucleotides long. RefSeq lists its product as uncharacterized. NCBI's taxonomy places the organism in Eukaryota, Viridiplantae, Streptophyta, Magnoliopsida, Caryophyllales, Amaranthaceae. The record is from RefSeq and is a predicted model, not a curated record. The coding region runs from base 455 to 1477 and encodes 340 amino acids. The transcript is spliced from 6 exons.